Sander lucioperca (pikeperch) is the source of this 1114-nucleotide messenger RNA. RefSeq names its product four and a half LIM domains protein 1-like. The record is from RefSeq and is a predicted model, not a curated record. The transcript is spliced from 7 exons. Lineage: Eukaryota; Metazoa; Chordata; Actinopteri; Perciformes; Percidae. Bases 174 to 1013 code for a protein of 279 amino acids. Gene Ontology annotation, molecular function: transmembrane transporter binding. Gene Ontology annotation, biological process: muscle organ development.
CCGCAGAUGGCAGUACUUAAAACGUGUGAGGGUCUCGUUAAGCGGAGUUCCGCUGCUUCCACGCAGUUCAGAGAGCACCGCUCAUCCGCACCGCAGUCAUCAUCACCCUGAACCCGCCAGACUAAGUGGAUCAACAGCGCCUCUAUGUGUUGUGAGUCUCUCUCGGAGUGACGAUGGCAGAGAGCUCGCACUGUUUCUACUGUCGGGAGGACCUUGGGGGGAAGAGGUUCGUCCGCAACGAAGGCAGGCCGGUGUGCGUCCGCUGCCACACCAAAUUCUGCGCCAACUCCUGCGCCGAGUGCCAUCGACCCAUCCCUGUCGAAUCAAAGGAGCUCAGCCAUAAGGGCCGGUACUGGCAUGAGGAGUGUUUCCGUUGUGCGAAGUGUUACAAGCCUCUGGCUAAGGAGCCCUUCAGCACCAAGGAUGACCGCAUCAUGUGUGGGAAGUGCUGCUCCAGAGAGGAUGCUCCACGCUGCCAUGGCUGCUAUAAAGCAAUACUGGCUGGUACAGAGAGUGUGGAGUACAAAGGGAACUCCUGGCACGACGAAUGUUUUACCUGUUUUAACUGUAAGCGAACAAUAGGAUCGCUGAGUUUCCUCUCCAAAGGAAAUGACGUUUACUGUAGCCCUUGCUAUGACAACAAGUUCGCCAAACACUGCGUCUGCUGCAAAAAGGCUAUAACCUCUGGAGGAUUGAACUACCAGGAUCAGCCGUGGCACAGCCACUGUUUUGUGUGCAGCUCGUGCUCAAAACCUCUAGCAGGGUCAAGUUUCACCAACCACCAGGACCAGGUCUUCUGUGUCGACUGCUACAAGAGCUCCGUGGCAAAGAAAUGCAGCGGCUGCCAAAACCCCAUCACAGGUUUUGGUAAAGGAGUGAAUGUGGUGAACUAUGAGGGCAGCUCCUGGCAUGAAUACUGCUUCAACUGUAAGAGAUGCUCCCUCAGUCUGUCCAACAAGCGCUUCGUAGCCAAGGGGAAAGACAUCCUCUGCGCCGACUGUGGCAACAAGUAGUGAUGAAGAGCCUGGUCAUUGUCUAACAGUGGUUUAUAGUCAUUAUGUCUUUUUGUUUCUUUAUUUUUACAUAAAGGGUUAGCGUCCCCAUUUCAAUUUUC